Morus notabilis is the source of this 900-nucleotide messenger RNA. Its product is annotated as ribulose bisphosphate carboxylase small chain, chloroplastic. NCBI's taxonomy places the organism in Eukaryota, Viridiplantae, Streptophyta, Magnoliopsida, Rosales, Moraceae. The transcript is spliced from 3 exons. The record is from RefSeq and is a predicted model, not a curated record. Bases 77 to 625 code for a protein of 182 amino acids.
ACCAAACCCUCUUCAACGGAUUGCAGAACAUUGAGAUAUCGAGUUUAGAGUUCUAAGCAAAGAAAUACAAAGAAACAUGGCUUCAUCCAUUGUGUCCUCAGCCGCCACCGUCGCCUCCAUCAAGCGCACUGCCCCGGUGCAGGCCAACAUGGUGGCACCCUUCUCCGGCCUCAAGUCGACCGCAUCCUUCCCCAUCAACCAAAAGACCAAUGACAUCACUGCUUUGGCCAGCAAUGGAGGAAGAGUUCAGUGCAUGCAGGUGUGGCCCCCGAGAGGCAAAUUGAAGUUCGAGACUCUUUCUUACCUUCCAGAUCUGACUGACGAGCAAUUGCUCAAGGAAAUUGACUACCUUCUCAGGAGCAACUGGAUUCCUUGCUUGGAAUUCGAAGUUGGGAAAGCACACAUUUACCGUGAGAACAACAGAUCCCCCGGAUACUACGACGGUCGCUACUGGACCAUGUGGAAGCUCCCCAUGUUCGGGUGCACCGACGCAACUCAGGUCUUGGCCGAGGUCCAGGAAACCAAGAAAGCGUACCCUGACGCUCACGUCCGUAUCAUCGGAUUCGACAACAACCGUCAAGUCCAGUGCAUCAGUUUCAUUGCCUACAAGCCUCCGGCCAAAUAAGUGAAUUAGUAUUUCCAAGUGUUUUACCUCAUUAGGAGGUUGUUCCUAUUUGUCAAUGGUUUUGCAGCUUUGUUUUUGUUCUUGUUUUUGUUUUUGUUUUUUUUUUGUAUUUGUGUUAAUUAAGUUCCCGUUCGGUUUGUACGAUUUCAAUGUGAAACGUUGAGGCUAUGGGAAUGGAAUUCAAUGUCUAUGAUACUUUGAUUUACGGAAUCAUAAGAGCUCUGGCUCUGAUUCCUGUUCUUAUUUAAUAAAUCAAUUUCCCCUUUUUUUCUUUU